AUGGCGUUUGCCGCGUGUCCCGCGCUCGAGACGCUGCGGCCUCUGACGCCCCUGUCGCCCUUUUCUGUCGCUACUACUGCCACUGCCACUGCGACCGCUGCCGCUGCGUCUUCGCCCGCCACGCGACACGUCGCCUCUGCUGCUUCCACUGGCGCGCGCGUGACGGACCGCACGGUCGUCGUCUUCGACUGGGACGACACGCUCUGCCCCAGCUCGUGGCUCCACGCGCAGGACCUGCUGCCCAAGUACCGCGGCCACCGCAUCGCCGUGACGCCGGCCCAGCGCCACGUGCUGCGCCUCAUUGGGGCCCACGUCGCGCGGCUUUUGCGGAAGGCCGUCGCGUACGGACCGGUGUUUGUCGUGACGGCCGCCGAGUGGGGAUGGGUCGAGAUGUCGGCCGCGCUCUAUCUGCCCGACGUGCAGCGCGUGCUGAGCCUCGCGGACGUGCACAUUGUCUCGGCCCGGAGCUGGUACGAACAGACGUUCGGCCUGGGCGGCGACUCGGCGACGUGGAAACAAGAGGUCAUGCAGCUCAUUGCGCGCCAGUGCUUUGCGGCGGCCGCAACGGCGCACGACACGAGCAGCGGUCGCUCGGAAGCGAUAGCUGCACCGACGAUAGUGGCACCGGCAGCACCGACGCCGACGGCGGCUGCGGCUUGUGGCGUGCAAGACGGCUACUUUCACUUCCUCUCAGUGGGCGACUCGAUGGCCGAGCGAGACGCGUGUUUUACGGCCGUCGAGAGCGUGUGUCGCACGUUCGCCAAGACGCUCAAGUUCGUCGAGCACCCGAACGCUGAGGAAGUGCUGCAGCAGGUGGAGCUCACGUUCGACUCGUUCGAGCAAAUGUGCGGCUGGGGGGACAAUCUCGACUUGCGGCUGUCCCGACAACAGCUGGCGGAGCUGCGUGGCUCGCCUAUUUAA
Messenger RNA from Hyaloperonospora brassicae, 921 nucleotides. NCBI's taxonomy places the organism in Eukaryota, Oomycota, Peronosporomycetes, Peronosporales, Peronosporaceae. The record is from the annotation of a GenBank genome assembly.